UGACGAUAUGCUAUAAAGUAUAGAGCCUAUGUAACUUAUCCUUCCAGACCACCACAUAUCAAUCCUCGACGAGUCACAAACCAUACGCACCAUCCAAUGAAUGCAUCCUUGUUGCAGUUUGGGGCUCCUUGCCGACUAUGCCAUAGAUGCCUCAGCCGCCGAGGCGACAAGCUGCUUGCCCAAGCACGUAAAGCUAAAAAGGACCGCAAAGAGCAUAAACAACAGCAAUUGGACGCUGCAGAGGCUAGUGCAAUGCGCUUCGUACUAGAUGCCGAGGAUCAAACCCUGCCUCAAGCGCCGCCCCCUGGCAGCCGUCCCUCUCGAAGACCAGACAUAUCCCCGGGUGAGAUCUACCCUGUCUUCCCACCAAAGCCCGGGUCCGAGCCUGCCAGUGCUCCCUGGCGUUGGGACGAUGACGACGACAGUGACGCCAGCAGCUCAGACGCGGCGGCCAGCAGCAGCGGCGCCGCCCCCUCCGACGUGCCUCGCUGGAACCCGCGCACCGGCUUCAUGCGCACCGCCGCGGAGGUGCAGGCGGAGCAGCAGGAGGCACCAGCAGCAGCGCAUGGGACGGAGGAAGGGACGCCAGCAGCAGCAGCAGGACCCGCGGCAAGGACAGCGCCAGCCAUAGCUGCUUCAGCGUCUUCAUCCCGCGACCAGACAGCGCAACAGAGAUUAAGGGGGCGAGCGGAUCCACCCUCCUCCUCUUCCCGAGCCGCCUCAAACUUGCAGACCCCACCCCUCAACACCUCAGCGUCGCCAGCUGCUCCCACCGCCUCCCCUCCUCCGCUGCCGCCGGUAUCACGCACAGCAGUGCUGACUAGCGCGGUGGGCACGGGGGUGUGGAUGGCGGCGCUGGCGCUGUUCGUGCGCAACUACGCGGCCCUCAACGCGGCCGCCACCAUGGGCACCGACCCGCAAGCGGUGGCGGCGCUGCUGGCCUGGCCGGAGGAGGGCUUCAGGUCGCCGGCGGAGGUGGGCGUGGCGGUGGCGGCGGCGGCGGCGGUGACGGGGUCGCGGCUGGCGCUCAAGUCGGUGUGGGCUGAGCUGCGGGAGGCGACGGAGCGGUCCAACCGGCAGGUGCUGACCCCGCUGGGCCCCGCCUCCAUCCUGCUGGUGGCGCUCGCCUCCGGGCUGCCCGAGGAGCUGCUGUUCCGCGGGGCGCUGCUGCCCGCCACCUUCCCCGACUGGCGGGGGGUGCUGCUGGCGGCGGCGCUGUUCGGGGCGCUGCACAACUCGGGCGGCCGCAACCCGGCGUUCGCGCUGUGGGCGGGCGCGGUGGGGGCGCUGUACGGCGCGGCGUUCCUGGCCACCGGCAAUGUGUGGGUGCCGGCGGCGGCGCAUGUGACUGCCAAUGCGGCCUCGGCGCUGCUGUGGAAGGCGGGGUGGGAGCCGAGGCUGGCGCUGGGGCAGGGGGCGGCCGGGGAGGAGCGGACAAAGCAGCGGGAUGGGGAAUAGGUGCAAUGAAGGUGUGCGUGUUGGUCGGUGGUCUGGAGGCAUGGGAGCACGUGCUUAGGAUGGAGGUGCUAUUGUGUAUAUAACACUUACCAACAUACCUAAGGUGCUCGGCUUCGCGGGGUCGCCCGCACCCUUAUCACCCUGUCCUGGGGGCGCCUUGCUGCCUAGUGAAGGCUGCAACGGUAGGGAGGUUGUUGUAAUGGCCCGCUGAGC
Molecule: messenger RNA, 1671 nt
Organism: Astrephomene gubernaculifera
Lineage: Eukaryota; Viridiplantae; Chlorophyta; Chlorophyceae; Chlamydomonadales; Astrephomenaceae
Source: the annotation of a GenBank genome assembly